Molecule: messenger RNA, 582 nt
Organism: Monosiga brevicollis MX1
Lineage: Eukaryota; Choanoflagellata; Craspedida; Salpingoecidae
Exons: 7
Coding region: 1-582 (193 amino acids)
Source: RefSeq, a predicted model, not a curated record
AUGUCGUUGCCGGAGGACAUCUAUGGCGGUGGACCACAGGAUACGCUGGUCCGCUACUGGCUGUCGACGACGAUUACCCGAGAUAUGGCCGAAAUCAGCCUCUGCACACCCCGUCUCGCGGAUCCAGGCUCCUUCAUCUUGCGCCGCUCUACCACAAGCUCUGGCAACUACGCCAUCUCUGUCAUGGAAAAGGAUGGCCAGAUCCGCCACUAUCAAGUCACAGAUCUCGGCAUGGGUCAGGUUGGUCUGGUGACGGGACAAGCUUUUGACAAUCUAGAGGAGCUUCUGCUUUUUUUCUACGAGCAGCCCUUCCCGGAUGGCGUUGGCCCCCGUACCCCCUUGACCAUCAUGCACCAAGAUCUAGUCGGCGUCGAGUUGGGAUUUGAAGAGUACGAGCAAAUGGUGGCACCCAUGCCUCAGACGCUCCUUUCCAUCCCGCCCCGCUUCUCGCCGCUUCUUCCGAAGCAACGAGGCUCUCUCACUUUGGACUGCUUUGCGCUGAAGGAAAAUCGUCACUCCCCUUUGUUCUCGCCCGCCUGCUCAGGCGUGUUGGCCCAUUGGCUUCUUGCCUUUGUCGCUUGA